AGGGACAUCCACAGAUGGAUCGGCUUGGUUGCCCGAUUGAAAUGGAACCCAAGACGCUCAACGAAGGAGAACUGAGCAAUGCCCGGGAAGCAGCAGUUGAAAUAAUCCAAACCAAGGUCGCAAAGGAAGCUUCGACUAUCUUCACCCAGGGCAAGAAGGCUGUGAAGACAGCAGAGCAAAUGAGGAAGGAGAUCGAAAAGAGAGACCAACUCGAGAAGCUUGUGGGAGAAGGCGAGGGAAGUGGAGUUCGCAGUGGAUCAUGGGAUCUUCCUUGCACUGAUGAUGAGAUUUCCGAUGUUAUCACAUCAACGGAGCCUCUCUCGUCUCCGUUUUGAACUGUAAUUUUCCAAUCACAAGAUCUUACAGUCCACGUGUAAGACGACGGGCGAUGGAGGCCGAUUAAGUGCGCCCCGAAACGCAAGGGAUUGUGUCUUCGUGCCAUUUCUUGGAUCUCCGGCGACUCUGCAGCGGGAGGGGGAGGGAGACAUGGAGGCGGCGAGCGCGGCGCCGGCGGCGGACAAGAGACGCCACCCGUUCCCAUGGCUGAAUCUGAUGGCGACGGAGCCCUUCUACCUACUCCACUUCCUUCUCUUCUUUUCCUACCUCGGGGCCCGCAGCUCCGCCUCCCAAACCCUCUCCGCCGAUCUCGUCGAUCGCCUCUUCCGUCGGGAGAUUCAGGCGAUUCUUGCGUUCUUGGUGCUGGUGGCAGUAAAGAUGGUGAAAGAGGAAACCUGGGAGGCAUUCAUUGCUAAUACUCUGCUUUAUGCCAAGGGAUUCCUAUUUGCAAUCGCCUUAGUAAUUGAUUAUCACUUGGCUCUUUGUUACUUAUUGGGGUUCCUAGUAAUAUCCAUUAUAACUCAGCAACCACCUUAUGAUGGCCUAGGUGAUUGUAGUCAAUUAACCCCUUUGCAAUUGGAAAGCUUACUAACUGAAGGAAGCACCUCAAGGUUUUGGCUGGUUGAGUUUCGGGCUUUAUGCUCUUCAACAUGCGUGCAAAAAUGUCGUAUUUUCCCUGAUCUCUCCGUAAUAUACUCAAACAAAAAUAUUUCUUUUGGAGUAGUUGAUAUUGGGCACUUCCCAAAUGCUGCAGAAAAGUUUGGAAUAUCUUUACCUGGUCAAAUUCCGACAUAUAUUUUGUUUGAAAAUGCGGUGGAAGUUGCUAGACUACCUGAAUUCAGCUAUACAGAAGCUUCUGUCCCAACAAUUAGCAAGCACCUUUGAAGUGACCGACGCCUUUCUGCACGCUGCGACGUCGACGAGCAUAUUAUUCCCACGGCAACUACAACUCGUGCAAUGCAUUGUCUGCCGCGUCAAAGUAGAUGCAAGCAGUUGACCUAUCCAACCGACCCCGCUAGAUCUCUUCGUUAUAUGUCCAGAAAACCAGGAACUUAAUGGUGAUGCCAACGCUCUCGGCUCCUUUCUCGGUAUGACUCACUCCGAAUUAUGGCACUUGCUCUUUCUCUGCCAUCCGCAGGGUAAGAAAAAGCUGCAUACAGUAGUCCACAGCGUGGACUACGUCUUGGUUGAAGCGGCGGGCAGGGCAAAGCCAUUGGACCGGGUCUGAGCCCACCGUCCGACGGAGAGCCGGUCAAAAUUUAUGGUCAAUCCAUAUCGUAAUUUUGGAUGGGAGCGUGUCUCUACUUAUGCUAAAAUUGUCACCUAAUGUUUAUUAUUCUUUAUGAUGCUACGGUGUUAGCCUUAUCAGAAACCUCAUCCAUGACCACGAGACUGUAACAGGCUUUCCCAGAAAGUUGGUACGUAGCACAGGGAGGCUUGAACGAUCUGUAUUCUAAAGCUUUUUGUUUGUGUUUUUUUAAUGGGCCUUGAGAUGCCUUCUCUC
This is a messenger RNA of Musa acuminata AAA Group (dessert banana), 1840 nucleotides long. RefSeq lists its product as uncharacterized. The coding region runs from base 487 to 1221 and encodes 244 amino acids. NCBI's taxonomy places the organism in Eukaryota, Viridiplantae, Streptophyta, Magnoliopsida, Zingiberales, Musaceae. The transcript is spliced from 13 exons. The record is from RefSeq and is a predicted model, not a curated record.